Molecule: messenger RNA, 1540 nt
Organism: Cryptotermes secundus
Lineage: Eukaryota; Metazoa; Arthropoda; Insecta; Blattodea; Kalotermitidae
Product: pro-resilin-like
Exons: 5
Coding region: 54-1040 (328 amino acids)
Source: RefSeq, a predicted model, not a curated record
UCAUCUUACUGUUCUUCUGCUGGACUUCAUUGGUUGGUUAUAGAGGUACAACUAUGCUGAUUGUGAAGUUUCUUCCAAUAUUUCUUGCAAUAUCCGCAGCGCAGGCCGCUUCUAUUCCACUCGAAGGUGAUUCAGCGGAUGUGGUUCGCUUAAGCAGUCCAAUUACAGCUGCACAAAUACGGGAGAGACGGUCUGCUUUUCCCGGCAGAGCAAUGAUGAUCCAUGGAUAUUUCGGUAAUGGGGGUCAGCCAUACCACAAUCCCGUGACACUUCAGCACGGUUACGACAGACACAAUGGCAGAUCCUAUGAUCCUCAGCGAGCCUUGACUGCUUUCGCUGCGGGAGACACGGUAUCAGCAGGAUCAUCUUAUUCUGGUGGCGGAGGAAGCCUUCACUGCAGGGACUGUAACGGCGCAGGCAAACCCGGCAACGGCAAAGGAAAUACGCACUCUAACGGCAACGGACAUCCCACAAACGGUAACGGGUUUCACCAACAUACAGUGCCUAGUCAUACACCCGCCACUAACGACAAACCCGUUAAUGUAAAUGGACAGCAGAAACCCAAAGGGGAAGAAGAAGUUGGCUACCCAAAUGCUAACGGGAAUGGAGCUGACAAUGGAGGUUACCCGGUGGAUCAGCCGGCCGCUGAAGAGACUGUUACACCUGCAGCGCCGACUCGCCCAGCCGCUACUGAGGCUCCCAAGAAAGGGCCUGCAGCCGAAGAAUCCGAGGAGGAAGAGGAGGACGAGGAGGGGGAACCACCAUUCUUCAGCCGCGGUAAGGGAAGAGGAAAGGGCCGAGGACCAUCCUACAAUACCUACUUUCCAAUAGUGUUCGGUGCGUAUCCUGGUUUCGGGGUUGGAAGAGGUAGUAGCCGACAAGACGAAAAUGCUUACAACCCUGGAGUGGCCACUGCCAUCGCAAACAGCUUCAGCACUGGACGCGGUGCCGUGGCCACAAGUCAUGCCACUGCAUACGGGGGCCCUCACUUCAUACCUCCGAGUUACAGGAGGAAUGGAUCGAGAGGACGUCCUCACUGACUGGAGAUGGAAGUGAUAUGAUACGGUUUAAGUCGGAUACAGCUACACGCAAGAAGAGUAAUCGAAAUUUACUGUGGUAGAGUUCAGAAGACUGCAGAAGAAAUGGAAGAUAAAGGCGAUUUGUAAUUCUCUUUUGGAGAACUUAUUUCUUUAAUUUUUACUUGCCAGACUUAAAAGUAAGUCAGUAGACUACAUAACAUUCCGAAAGGAAGUUCCUUUGAGUCAUCAAAUGUGAUGACAUAAUGUUUUUCUGCCAUUUAAGACAAAGCGAAGAACUCAUUAUUAUCUAAAAAUAGACAAAAUGACGUAAAUAUUACUGAUCUAAAUAUAUAAGAUUAAACAGUACAAUAUUUGCAACGUGGAAUUAAAUUUACUGUUAAUGUUUCUUCUCUCUCUCUCUUGCACUGUCUCUCUCUUAGUAUGAAAAUAUAUGAUUCAGUAGAAGUGCGAAUGUUAAAUCUUAAGAAGUGGUUAAAAUAAAGUGUAUCAGUCUAGUUAAA